Baudoinia panamericana UAMH 10762 is the source of this 1776-nucleotide messenger RNA. RefSeq lists its product as uncharacterized. The transcript has a single exon. NCBI's taxonomy places the organism in Eukaryota, Fungi, Ascomycota, Dothideomycetes, Mycosphaerellales, Teratosphaeriaceae. The coding region runs from base 1 to 1776 and encodes 591 amino acids. The record is from RefSeq and is a predicted model, not a curated record.
AUGGAAUACGCAUACCAGACGACUCCGCCCAUGGCGCAGUCGCCGUUCUUCUACUAUAAUCCAUCCCCAAGCCCUGAAAACAGGCAACAUGGUCACUUUACGCCGCAUCCGCAUGGGCUGCCAAUGGCUGUCGUGCCAUCGAGCCCGCAACACAUCGCGCCUUUCCCACAACACCCGGUAUAUCAGCGUCCACACUCCGCUGACCGUCAGAUGAUGUACCAUCAGUCCGGGCCCGCAUACGUAUCGCAAGCGAUGAUCACACCCGUUGCGUCUCCGAAGAUGCACUACCACAAGCCGGCAAUCUACGUACAGCAUGAGAUGCCAAUGCUGAUGGCAUUGAACACUGAGUGCCACAGCUACUUCCCACCUACGCCCACGCUUUCUGCGUCUGGCUCCUUCAGCACCGUUGACAGCUCCCCCCCAACCUGCGAUAUCGUUCCUACUCCCGUGACCGCAAGCUACUACCAGAGGCCGAACCUGCCCAUGUACGCUGUGGUCAAGCAAGGCUGCGAGGAAGAGGUGUUCUCCGAGGUCCUGUCAACUGGUGAGUGGUCACGGCCGCAAUCUCCACCGAUGACACCCGUCUACUUGCAUCCUGGAUCUGCUGCCCCGGGCGAGAUGGCUUACCACCUGACGGCUGGCUCUUGCCCUUCGCUGUCUCCUUGUCCAUCACCGAUCCCACGCUCGGUCACUUCUGAGCUCGAUGUCUGCGAUCCUCGCGCCCUAACAGUGGGCCCAAGCACCAUUGACUUCUCGGCUCUGCCAACCAUGCCAACCGCAGAGGAGGCAAUGAAGAGCAAUACAACCAUGCACCAGGAUAGCGUUCAGGUUGUCACCCCUGACGAGCUGAUUCAUUACGGCGGCGUAGACUACUUCGAGCCCAUUUUUGAGCUUGAUGGCGAGGAGGACUGUGGGGUCAUGUGCUCGAACACUGGUGUCGACACCAUUCACUUCAAUGGUAACAAACGUCAGCGUAUGGAAAUGGCACCAAUGAGUAUUGAGGACGACGGCUUCUUCAGUGAAUCAAGCUAUAGCGACGAAGAGUUUGCCGCCGUCGCCAGCUACUCUCCCUCCACAUCUGAGUUCUCCAUCCCAGAGCAGUGUGCUGCCGCCGCAGCUCCACAAACCAAGCGCAAAUCAUCGAAGAAGACAGCGGAUGCAUCGUCCGCUCAGUCCACGAGCCACCAGAACUCCUCUUCCUCGGCCUCUACAUCGGCGAGCAACGAGGGUGGUGCUUCUGCUGCCAGCACUCCGGGGCAUGGCAGCAGCUCUCGUCGUGGUCGCAAGCAGUCCUUGACUGAUGACCCUUCCAAGACUUUCGUCUGCACCCUGUGCAGCCGUCGCUUCCGCAGGCAAGAACACCUCAAGCGCCACUAUAGGUCUCUCCACACCCACGAGAAGCCCUUCGAGUGCACCGACUGCGGCAAGAAGUUCUCUCGCUCCGACAACCUUAGCCAGCACCAGCGUACCCAUGGUGCCGGCACCAUGGUCAUGGGUGUUCUGCCUCAAGAUCAACAGCAUCUGGCACCCAUCGAGUCCGUCAAUGGUGGCGAAGCAGGGAGUCUGAUCGCUCCCAAGAGCGACCAGCAUUACACGCCGCAGCCGCUGGCACCCCACCAGCAACGGCUCAGCCCGGACGCUGGUCAACUUGGUGCCAUGCUCUUCGACGUGACCGCUCAGGUUGCUGGCAGCAGCAGCAGCUCGGUGACAUACUCGGACAGCUCUAGCUCAUCCUCCGAUCGCAAGCCAGCGAAGAAGAGGAAGCGGGACGAGUAG